AUGAGUAACUCGUCUGAGACCUUUGCAUUCUCUGGCGCACAGGAGACCUGGGAGGGCCAGGAGCUGAUCGAUGAGAAGCCUGAGCUGCGUUCGGUGGUGCAGCAGAAGCUGGAGGAGAUCAGGGAGUGCUGGACGGACCUGGAGAGCACCACCAAGGCCAAGGCCCGGGCUCUGUUUGAGAACAACAAGCCAGAGCCGGUGGUGAAGAGCUACUCAGACCUGGACCACCAGCUCUCUGGCCUGGAGAAACAGCCCCCCCAGCUGGAGCAGGCUCAUCACCUACCCACAUUCAACGAGCAGCUGCAUAACUUUCAGUCUCAGAUGGGGAACUUGUACAAGGACGUUGGGGAACUAGGGUCCCUCCAGGGGGUGUGCCUCCCCCAGCGAGGCAGCCUGGUGAAGGGUGGGGAGGGAGAAGGGGGCGAGCAGCCAGCCGUAGUGGAGACCCGCAUCGUGCGCCUCAUCGAGCCCCUGAAGGAGAGGCGACGCAUCCUGCUGGCCUCCAAAGAGAUGCACCAGGUCGCCCAGGACCUGGAGGAAGAGAUACUGUGGAUCCAGGAGCGGCUUCCUCUGGCCUCCUCUAAGGAUUACGGCAACAACCUGCAGAGUGUUCAGCAGCAUGUCAAGAUCAACCAGACACUGCAGAGGGAUCUGCAGGGGCGCCAAGCACGGGUGGAGGAGGUGUUGGACCGAGCGGGGAUCAUCGCCUCUCUGCGGACCCCUGAGGUUGACUUUGUGCGUGAGGGGGCGGGGCAUGUGCGUCAGGUGUGGGAGGUGCUGAGGCUGGAGGCGGAGAGGAGGUCUGUGAUGCUGGAUGUGGUGCUGCAGGCCCAGCAGUACUACAGCGAGGCAGCCAAGGUGGAGUCCUGGCUGGCAGGCCAGAAACUGCACCUCAUCAAUGAGGAGAAGGGCACGGACGAGGAGAGCACCCUGCAGCUGCUGAAGGAGCACCUGGCCUUGGAGGCGACACUGGAGAACUACGCUGAGACAGUGGGCAUGCUCUCCCAGCAGUGUCAGCGACAGCUGGAGCUUGGGCACCCAGACAGUGAGGGGAUCACCAAGCAGCAGUCCCACAUAGACCGUCUGUAUGUGUCUCUGAAGGACAUGGUGGAGCACAGGAAGACCAAGCUGGAGCAGCAGUACUGGAUGUACCAGCUCAACAGAGAGGUGGAGGAGUUAGAGAAGUGGAUCACUGAGAGGGAGGCCGUUGCCAGCUCCACUGAGCUGGGUCAAGACCUGGAGCAUGUCACGAUGCUACAGGAAAAAUUCACCAAGUUCUGCUCAGAGACCAACAGCAUAGGCCAGCAGAGGAUGGAGCAGGUGAAUAAGAUGGUGAAUGAGAUGAUAGACUGUGGCCACACGGACGCGGCCACCAUAGCUGAGUGGAAGGACGGACUGAACGAGUCAUGGGCCGACCUACUGGAGCUCAUGGAGACCCGAAGACAGAUGCUGGCAGCAUCACACCAGCUGCACAAGUUCUUCACCGACUGCAAAGAGGUCUUGGCUCAGACUGCGGGGAAGAUGAGGCAGUUGCCAGAGGUGAGGGCGUGCCAAGCCAGCAUCGCCAACCCUGCCACCCUGCAGAGGCUCAUGCUCUCCUUCGAGCACGCCCUCCAGCUGCUCGUCUCACAGGUAAGGCAGCUGCAGGAAAAUGCGGCCCAGCUGAGGACCAUCUAUGCCGGAGAGAAGGCUGAGGCCAUCAUGAGCAAAGAGCAGGAAGUGAUGUCAGCAUGGAAGGAGUUACUGGUUUCCUGUGAGGCCAGUCGUGUGCAGGUCACCUCGGUGACAGACAAGGUGCAGUUCUUCUCGGUGGUGCGCGAGCAGCUCAUGUGGAUGGAGGGCAUCAUGGGACAGAUUGGAGGGGACGACCCCAGGGACUCGUCUUCUGCAGAGGUGAUGAUGAAACAGCAUGGUGAGCUGAAAGCCAAGAUGGAUGGCCGUAGGAAGACAAUACAGCAAUGUGUGGAGCUGGGAAAGAUCCUGCUGGCCGCAGGCAACCCAGCCUCCGAGGAGAUAAAGGAGAAGUUGGAUGCGCUCCUGGCUAAGCAGAAGGAUCUCUCUGAGAGAUGGGACAAACAGCAGGAGAAGCUGCAGCGCAAGAAGGAUCAGUUCCAGUAUGCCCAGGAGACGGUGAAGGCGGAGGCCUGGCUGAAGGCCAAGGAGCCCCUGAUUAGCUCCAGCUCCUCCUCUAGGGUGGCUGGGGGGGCUGGAGGAGAUGCCCAGGCCCAGACUGAUGAGGUGGAGCAACUCAUCCUCCGCCACGAGGCCUUCCGCAAUGCUGCAGCCACCUGGAAGGAGCGCUUCAGCUCACUGAGACAGCUCUCCAAUGCAGAGAAGCUGAGAGAAGAACAGAGCAGCAAGCCUUCCCCAAUGCCACUCUCCAGUCGGAGGAUGUUCCCAUCAUCCUGUCUCACUCCGACCGUUCCUCUUGCUACCUCAACUCUGCUGAGACAGACGGUCCAGGUGCAUAUUGAGCCCAGGCCCAAGSAGACCAGUCUGGAGAUGUCUGCCUCUGCCUCCUCUGCAGCCCAAAGGUUGGGUUCUACCAUAGCCAGCUACGCUCCUGUCAUAAAUGGCUCUGGUUACCAUGGACUGGACCAUCAGAGCAGCAGCGGGGGAUUGGAGAGUUCCAACUACCCUGGACUGAACCAUCCGGGCGGUGGAGGAGUGGACAGCAGCUCUAGUUACCUUGGAGGGAACCAUCAGACUGGCCCCCCGCCAGUGGAUAGUUCUGGCUACCUUGGACUGAACCAUCAAAGCAGUGGGGGUAUGGUUAGUCCAGGCUACCUACCUCAAAACCAAAGUAGUGGGGGUAUGUGUGGUCCAGGCUACCUACCUCAAAAUCAAAGCAGUGGGUGUAUGGGUAGUCCAGGCUACCUGCCGCAAAAUCAAAGUAGUGGGGGUAUGGGUAGUCCAGGCUACCUGCCACAAAAUCUAAGUAGUGGGGGUAUGGGUAGUCCAGGCUACCUGCCGCAAAAUCAAAGUAGUGGGGGUAUGGGUAGUCCAGGCUACCUGCCUCAAAAUCAAAGUAGUGGAGGUAUGGGUAGUCCAGGCUACCUGCCUCAAAAUCAAAGUAGUGGGGGUAUGGGUAGUUCAGGCUACUUGCCGCAAAAUCAAAGUAGUGGGGGUAUGGGUAGCUCAGGCUACCUUGCACAAAAUCAAAACAGUGUUGGUAUUGGUAGCUCAGGCUACCUUGGGCAAAAUCAAAGUAGUGGGGGUAUGGGAAGUACUGGCUACCUUGCACAACACCAAGGUAGUGGGAGUAUGGGUAGUUCAGGCUACCUUGCGCAAAGUGUUGGGGGUAUGGGUAGUUCUAGCUAUCUGCCUCAAAGUGGUGGGGUCAUGGACCCCAAAAUGGCAUAUGCGUGGCAGCAUCUGAAAGCUGACUGCAUGCAGCCCAGGAUCAACCACAUGCAAAAAGCUGUCAACCCCCUCCUGGAGGCCAGCAGGGCGCAGAGGGAACAGUUUGGGGACAUCCCCAUGGUGGAUAUGAUCGGGCCAGAGUCUGGCCUGGAUCUCCUCCACGGCAGGCUCCAGAGGGACCCCCGCGGCAGCCGCUCAGACCCCCAGAUGGACCACCUGCGGCGGGAGAGGGAGUACAAGCUAGGUCGGCAGACCUCCAGCGAACAGGAGAUUCAGGCGCGGCUCAACGAGCUGCCAAUGAUUGUGCGCCAGGAGCGCUAUAGGCGACGCCUGGAGAGGCAGUCGUCCAGCGAGCAGGAGGGCAGUGGGAAGGCGAGGACACCGAGGCAGGACGACUCCAGCGACAUGGAAGGCUCCGACAAGCGCUCAACAGAGAAGAGAGCCACCACCAUGGCUGAGAUUGUGGAGCAGGCCCAGGAGAGAGAGGCAGCACAAGCUCGAGGGGAGACGUACCGCCCCACCAGCAGCCUCUCAGCACCUGUGACCUACGAGCGCCCGCGCGCCCGAGACCGUCCCAAACCCCGCAGGAGACCCCGUCCCAAAGAGCCUGAGGAGAAGCGACGCUCUCGCUCGGCUCCGGCCCAGAGUCCGGCACAACUUCUGCCGCCCUCACACACUGCCCAUAACGAAGGCUUCCUGUACCGCAAACACGACUUUGAGGGCCACCAGAAGAGUCCCAGCAGUAAGUCCUGGGUGAAUUUGUAUUGCGUGUUGUCAAAGGGAGGGAUCACUUUCUACAAGGACGCCAAGAGCACCACCACACCUUACAAUGAAGAAACCCCACUCGACCUGAGCGUCUGUAUAUGUGAUAGCACCAUAGGAUACAAGAAGAAGAAAAAUGUCUUCGUUAUCAAGAAAAAUGAUGGCAAUGACUAUAUUUUCCAUGCAAAGGAUGAGGAGGACCUGAAGGCUUGGGUCACUAACAUCACCACCAGUAUAACUGAACACGAGGAGAUUGCCAAGUGGGACAAGCCCACCACCUCGUCCACAGAUCCCGACCGCUCGGAGAGGAAGGAGAAGUCUGAGGGCGACGCAGACGCCAGGUCAGAGAGGUCUGAGAUGGGAGGAGAGGUGGAGGAGGAGGAGAGGUCAGAGAAAGAGAGGUCUGAGAAGGGAGAGGGGUCCAAGAAGACGGGAGAAGGCUCAGAGAAAGCAGACACGUCGGAGACGGGUGAGAGGGCAGAGGGAGGGGCAGGGGGCUCCAGCACGUCAGGGAAGAGCAAAUGAUCCCCGCUGAGUGGAGGAGUGGACUGGCAUUCAACCAUCUAAAGCCCCCCCCCCUCCUAACUUUACCCUACGACACCAGACAGUGCUGAACAAGAGAGACGGGGGGAGAUGUGUACAUUUCUGUGCAUAUUUUCUCUCUUUUUCUCUCUCUCUAUCUCUCUGUCUCUCUCUGUGACAUCCUGAGGCUUGGGUCCUAAUGUUAACUGUGACUGACUGAUCUUACAGCCCCUCCCCCUCCCCCAGGCAAAAUACAUCAAUACUUGCAUUGCAUUGUGGCCCUUGCUGGUAGGUUGGAGGAUAGGGGAGAUUAACCAGCGCCACUGUGUGGUCACAGGCAUUUGUCACAGUCACGACUCAUUGAUCAUUUAUUUCUUGGAUUCACAGCAUCUCUCAGUAUAUAUAUAAUAUACCUAUGACUGACUAUGUAAUGCUCUGUCUAAAACAACCCAAGCAGUGGUGAAUGAAAUGUCUCACAAUAUUUUGAAAAAGCUUUUUUCUGAAGCAAUAUACUUUUUUAUUUCUUCUCUUUGUUUGAGAGAGAGUGAAAGGAGACAAGAAACAGUUGCUUAUUAAUUCUAUGAUUGUUCACAUUCAUCAUCAGCUUAUUUCUGUCAGGUCAGCAGCACCUUAAACACUUCCAACACGUCUGUGUAUACUCAGCAUAUUGACAUUURAAACCCACCUCAUUGCUAUCUCUGAGUCUUGUUGUCAUGAUGGAAUGCUGGUAUUACCUACUUGUGUUAAUAAUUGAAUUGAUCAACACAUGAUUCUCUUCUGAACUUUUGGAUUAAUCAUGUACAGGCCCAUGCCAUACCAGGAAUAAAGGUGAAAUAGGGUUGCCA
Molecule: messenger RNA, 5492 nt
Organism: Salvelinus sp. IW2-2015
Lineage: Eukaryota; Metazoa; Chordata; Actinopteri; Salmoniformes; Salmonidae
Product: spectrin beta chain, non-erythrocytic 4-like
Biological process (GO): actin cytoskeleton organization; muscle cell development
Cellular component (GO): cell junction; cell projection; cortical actin cytoskeleton
Molecular function (GO): actin filament binding; phospholipid binding
Source: RefSeq, a predicted model, not a curated record